ACGGUGUUAUACUCCUGGGGGCCAAAGGGGACCCUGAUUGCUUUGUUUUGUGCCAUGUGAGUACUAUGUCCAACAGGAUGGCUGGUGGACGAGAGACAUGUUUGCCUUUGAUUGGAUUCAUUCUUAUCUGUCUUAAAAUGGUUGCUUCAGCAAAAUCAGCUCCUGAAAUACCCACCAUUGAUCAGGCAUAUUCAAAACUCAGCAACAGUAUCACUGUGGAAUGGGCUACAGUGCCGGGUGCCACCAGUUACCUCCUCACGGCUGAAGACGGGGACACAGUCAUUGAAACCAUGGUGGCCAAUUCCCCAGGCACUGUGACGGGACUAAAGGCUGCAACCUUGUAUGAAAUCACCAUCAGAUCCAUCAGCGCUGCUGGGAGAAGCCAGGCAUCACCUCCAAAGCAGGCAAAGACAGUGUUGGCUGCACCAAUUCUAGAAGUAAGCUCUCCAAGUUCAGACUCCAUUCUUGUGCAGUGGGAAGCUGUAUAUAUGGCAAUUGGAUUCUCCGUGUCCAUUAUGCGAGCCAAUGGCUUGGGGAGUAUAUGGAAAGAGAAUACUACAAACACCUCCUUGACAUUCACCAGUUUAGAAGCUGGGACUCUCUACACCAUAAAGGCCUAUGCAUGGAAUGCCAACAGAAUCCCUGGGGAUGACUCCACCUGCAAUCAGAGAACAAGUCCUCGGGCCCCUGCCAACAUUCAAGUCUCUUUCGAUAGUGGAGCUCUGAAGGCAUCUUUUUCAUGGGCACUGGCAGAAGGAGCUUUCAAUUAUACUGUGAUGGCUUUGAGUGACUCUUCAGAGCUGACCUGCAGUACAACUUUCAGUUCCUGCACCAUCUCUUCCCUCCAGUGUGGAACUGAAUACUUGAUUUCAGUUUUAGCAAGUAAUGAUGCUGGAUCUAGCAAAUCAUCUUCAACAAUGACCCUGAAAACUGUUGCUUGUGCACCCGGAAGAGUGACGAUCCAAGAAGAUUCCCCUGGCCACCUGUCUGUGGCUUGGUCCAGUGUAGAUCUGGGUGACUACUAUGUGGUCUUUGUGAAGAGUGAUGAUGGCUUGGAAGUACACUGCAACACAUCUCUCACUCAGUGCAACUUCUUAUCUGAGUGUGGCUUCACUUAUUUUAUUAGUGUUUUUGCCUAUAACAAGGCAGGGCAAAGUCCUUUGGGUGACAUAUUCAAUUAUACCACAGCUCCCUGUUGUCCUAGUGACAUUAACCCCGUGUUGGUGUCCAGUGACAGAGUUGAGAUUGUCUGGUCUCCUGUCCGUGGUGCCGAACUGUAUGAAACCAAGGCUGUAGAUGGGUACAACGUGGUUGAGUGCAAUGACACUACUCCUGCGUGCACCCUUUCGGCUCUAGAGUGUGACACCAAGUACAACAUCACAGUGUAUUCAUUCAGUGAAGUCCGAGGCAGCAAUAUGUCAUGUACUCCCCAGUUCAUAACCACAGCUCCUUGCAGUCCUGAAAUAAAAAAUGUUUCAAGGGAUGCAUUCUCCAUGAUUAAUGUGCACUGGCGAUCCACUAAUGAUGACGCUACUUACACGGUGACUGCCCAAGGGGAGAAAGGACUGUAUCAGUGCAGCAGCACAGGAGAGUCCUGUACCAUGCGGGGCUUGCCCUGUGGCUCAGUGUUCUCUGUCACUGCUGUGGCCGAAACACAGGCAGGACGGAGCCUGCCCAGCUACAGUGUGCCCCUGGAAACAGUGCCAUGCUGUCCAACCGGCCUGACAGUAACUCAAAUCACCCAGUCAGUAAUCAACGUGAGCUGGACUAUUGGGAGAGUGGCUCAAACCCAUGUUGCAGUUCUGGAGUCACACACUGGACAGUCUAAGUGUCACACUCAUCAAAACCACUGUCUCCUAGGAUGCAUCACAUGUGGCAUCAAUUACACAGUGACAUUAAAAGCAAUAAGUGCCACAGGGUUGACUGCGGAUUGCUCCUACCAAAGUUAUUUCUCUGGUGCCUGCUGCCCUUUGGGGGUGAAAUUAUAUAGGCUGGGCCCUAAUGGCAUCCGGAUCUACUGGCAAGCCUCCAGGGGCUCUGCCAAUUACAGCACUGACCUCUAUGGCUCCAAAGGCAUUUUCACGUGCACCCCGAGUGCUGGCCUCAGUUUCUGUGAUGUUACUGAGAUACCCUGCGGGGAUGUAUACACUGUGAUGGUCUCACCAGUUGCUGAAACAGGAUUGAAGCUUACUUUCUGUCCAAAAAAAAUAUAUUCAGUAACUUGCUCUGGAAGUACACUUGGAAUGGUGAUUUAUAGAGGGAAGAGAAAUGAAGAAUGACAAAGUGAGCCCCAGAUAAAAACAAAAACUUGACCAAAGUUGUCUCAUUUGUUAGUGAUUAGAGAUGGAAAAGAUCUACUAGAAUGUAGAAUAAAAAUGCCUCUAGGAUAGGAAAAGCUCCUUUGGCCUUUAGAAGAACAACUCUGACUCUGCUUCCUGAGGGCAAGGUCAGGUGUGUCCUCACCUGCACAGCAGUUGGAGAUCUGCUAUGUGAGGACUCUGGAGAGAAAUGAAUCCAGAAAGUCCCCUGGAUGGCUGCUAGCCUGAGUUGGCACACUGUGAGAACCCUGGAAACAAGAAAGUUCUGCUUAACAGAAAUUCUGAGAUUUCACAUCCACACACACCACAGACUUCAACACAUCCACUUCAUGAGUGUUUUACAACAGCACUUGUCUGCAGCCCCCUCAGGGGCUGGAAAUGUUCACUCCCAGAAAGUCAAGCCACCCACAUGCAGACAGCACUUAUCCCAAGACAAACCUCCAGCAGGACUUCAGUAUAGGUUGGAAAGCAGUAGCUGCCAGGGCAACCUGAGAUAACAAACGCCCUCAUCGCAAGUUAGGAGCAAAGCUGAGCUGCUUGCAGGGUUCGCUGAGCCAAAGCAUCAGGUGGCGUGACAUCUAUGGGAGCAUCUGGGAAAGCAGAGCUGCCAGCCUGUUGCUAGAAGGGUUGCAGUUAUGCUUUCUGCAUGAGAGAAGAUGUCAAAUGGAGAGCCUCAAACUGUGGCCGACUGACAUGCGUGCAUCUUUUGGGAGGAGGACCAUCCAUCUUAUUGGCCAUAUCCCCCACUCAUACUGUAAUUACUUUUUUCGCCUUUGGAGGGGGAAGGCAAUGAAAUAUAACAUAGAUCUCUCAUACCUAAAAAAGUUUGUCCUUCAAAUAUCAGUAACCUAAUUUAAAACAUGUGAGUAGACUUGUGUAACACACACACACACAUGCACACACACAGUUACAGUGCUUGCUCCCCAAACACAUGGCUAUGGAGCCAAGCAUGUCUCUAGUUAGGAACAACCAUAAAACUCUGCCCAGGGGGAAUUGGACCAUGGAAUUAGGCUCGAACUAAGCAUGGAAGAAAGAACAAACUUCCCUUUCUGUUCUCUCAACUUCCUAUCAACGUGCGCUGCAAGAGAGAAGUGAUAUGCUUUCUCUAUGAGACUGAUCAGAGAUACGUAAUGGGUCACUAAUAAGAGAUCUUCCCCAGAACAUCUGUACAUGAACAGAGACAAGCCAAAGGUAUAUAUCUCUAAAAAUGGAAUUGGAAGCAUCAGAGAGCACACCUAAUACCCUACAAAUACCAAGGCACAGAAAGUGAAAUAGCCAUCUGCCUAGCUAGGCUGAAUUGUUUUGGUCAGAAUGUCAUAGAAGAAAAUGUGAUCCACAGUGGGUAAAGAUAAAAUUAGGUUAUUUAACGUGUAUAUAGCACAAACUACCAGCUUGUAAGUGCUCUCCAUAUGCUCGUUUUAUUCUCAUAACAACCCUACAAGCUAAGUAAUAACAUUAUCUCCUUUAUAUAGGUAGGGAAAAACAGGCCCAGAAAGGUCAAGUAGCCCACCCAUGUUCACACGGCUAAUCAGUUCAAACACAAAGUUUCAGGGAGAGAAGUAAGUAGCAUUGGUUAGACCUGCUAAUUCAUGCUAUCUUUUAGUUAAAAUUUCAAUUUUAAUUAUUAUGGGUACAUAAUAGUUGUAUAUAUUUAUGGGGUACAUGUCACAUUUUGAUACAGGUAUACAAUGUAUAAUGAUCAAAUCAGGGUAAUUGGGGCAUCCAUUACCUCAAGCAUUUAUCAUAUCUUUAUGUUAGGUACCCAUGAUAUCUUUUGUUUUUGUUUUGUUUUGUUUUGUUUGUUUUUUUUUGAGAUGGCGUCUUGCUCUGUCGCCCAGGCUGGAGUGCAAUGGCGUGAUCUCAGCUCACUGCAACCUCCACCUCCUGGGUUCAAGCGAUUCUCCUGCCUCAGCCUCCCGAGUAGCUGGGACUACAGGCACCUGCCACCACACCCAGCUAAUUUUAUACUUUUAAUAGAGACGGGGUUUCACCAUGUUGGCCAGGAUGGUCUCGAUCUCUUGACCUUGUGAUCCACCCGCCUCUGCCUCCCAAAGUGCUGGGAUUACAGGCGUGAGCCACCACGCCCGGCCUCCCGUGAUAUCUUUAUGGAAAAUAUUUCUCUAGAUUAUUAUGAAUAAGUGAUCGCUUAUUAGAGGAGAUCUGGGAAUAGGAUAGUGAGUGAGUGAUCUGCCCUAACUCAAGUGCGUGUACAUUCAACCCUCGGUUCUUUUGGCCAUUUACCUGCUCUGAAUUAUACAAAGCAGCUUUUCAUCCCUGGCCAGUGUUAGCAGAUUUUACCUUCUACUUUGCUGUGUCACAUUUAGGGAAUCCAAGUUCAUUUUUCAAUUUGUUUAGGCAAGCAAACUAGAGGAGACGUAGAGAAACUGCUUAGGGAGCUUAUGCAAAUCUAGGGGAGCCUGGGAGGAUAGGCAAUUUGGUACACUAGAAAGAGCAAUGGCCUUGGAGCCAGAUGGAUCCAGAUCCUAGCUCAUUUUGAGGUUUUUCAUGAUUUAUUUAACCUCCCUGAGACUCAGUUUUCUCAUAUGUAAAAUGGCAAUGGUCAUCUUGCUGGGCUGUUGCGAGGUUUGAGAUUAAUAUAUUCAUAUUCAGCGCACAGGUGCAAUGAAACUGAGGUGUUUGAGGUCACACUGCUAGUAAGAGGCAGAGCCAGAUUUUGUAGGCUGUAAACCUAUGCCUACGUGCAGUUAAAGACCAUGCUUGCUCCACUAUUCUGCGGUGCCACCAAGGACUCUGGCCUUCAGGAGCAUGAGCCAGAACUGCACCCCAUGUGACCAGAGUCAAACUUCCAACCCAGAGGGACCUGUAUUAUUCCCUGGCACCUGGUCAUUCUCCUGAAGGGUAAGAGGUGGAGGCACCUCACCCAUCUCACUCUUCCCUCUUGGUUUGGCUCUUCAGAGCAAGGGGCUUCACCUCAGAAGGGUGAAUUUUCCCUGGCACAUAUUUUUCUUAUGGAUUGGGGCUUCACCCUGCUAAACUAAGCAGAACCUAACUUAAAAUGAAAAGGGAGAGGGAAAUCAUAUGUGCACUUGUUUAAAAAAUUGAGCAACUGAAUCAAUUUAGAGUAGGUUUAAAGGAGGUCAGGGCUCCAGCUUCUAUUCUCAUAUAAGCCUUGAACAGAAAAACCACUCAGCCAUAGGUUGUGCCAGAACCCAUUUUAUGGCCUUUUUUAUUGUUAGAGACAGGGUCUCAUUCUGUUCCCCAAACUGGAGUACAGUUGCAUGAUCAUAGCUCACUGCAGCCUGGAACUCCCAGGCUCAAGCAGUCGUCCUACGUCAGCCUCGCAAGUAGCUACGACUCCUCAGCUUGCAGGUAGCAUGCGCCAUCAUGCCUAGCUAACUUUUUUAUUAAUUUUUUUUUUUUUUUUUUUUGGUGGAGACAGCAGUCUUGCUAUGUUGCCCAGGCUGGUCUUAAACUCCUGGCCUCUAUCAGUCCUCCUACCUAGGCCUCCCAAAGUGCUGGGAUUACAGGUGUGAGCCACCAUGCCCAGCCUGUUCUUAAUUCUUCAUUUGCCUUUCCUCUCCUAAAAAUUGCAGGUUACCCCCACAGACUACUCUAUUGCUUUCCAUGUAGCCCAAGCCUGAUCUUUGUUCCCACUCCACCACUAAGUGCAUCCUUGGCAAGUUACUUGACUUCAUUAAGCCUCAGUUUCCUUGUUGUAAGUGUUGCUUUGAGGAUCAGUGAGGUAAUCUACUUAGCAUGGUGCCUGGCAUAUGGUAAGUAAGCACUCAGUAAAUAUUAGACAUUAUUAUUGGUAGUAGUAUCUAACCACUUCUACUUCCCUGUGUGACCAAUUUGAAUCUUUACAGCCACUGGUUCUUUGCAAAUCCUUCUAGGAAAGCCUACUUUCUGCCAAUGUCACAUGGUUAUCUCACAGUUAGGGCUCUUAGCAACUAAACUGAUCUAACUUAACGUUUGAUGACUUUGAUUUAAAGUCCCAAAGGAACCAUCUCAGUAAACAGAUCUCUACCUAAACUUUCUGAGCUCAGAUCUCCUCCUCUGUGAAUCAACUUUCAACAAUAAUCGUAGAUUCUGAAGCAUUAACAGGCCCUCCCUACAUCUGUUGCAUAAAUUUGUUAAUAAAUGAUUAUUGUUUUCUUGGUUCAUUUAUGUAUAUCUUAUCAUUAAGGCAUUCAAUUUUUAAACUAAGUUUUAACUACCUGCAGCAUUCCAGGAAUUGUGCUCUUUAAUUAGAUUAUAAAUUCUUCAGGGGAAAGAGUCGAUCUCUCAUUUCUUUGAGUUUCCUAAAAGUCCAGCACAGUUCUUGGCACACUGGAGGGAACCUCACAGUUCUACGCAAUUACUGUGUCCUUGAAAAAAUGAAUGAAAUAAACAUUUGGGGA
This is a messenger RNA of Gorilla gorilla gorilla (western lowland gorilla), 6679 nucleotides long. RefSeq names its product fibronectin type III domain containing 7 (gene FNDC7). The record is from RefSeq and is a predicted model, not a curated record. The transcript has 13 exons. Lineage: Eukaryota; Metazoa; Chordata; Mammalia; Primates; Hominidae. Gene Ontology annotation, molecular function: protein binding. The coding region runs from base 66 to 2279 and encodes 737 amino acids.